AUGGCGGCAGACAACGAGGCUGCUGUCGCUAGCAGCGCAAGCGAAUCCAAGCCUACUCAGGGCUCGGGCGACUCCAAUGCCGCUUCUAACAAUGGCCAGUCGCGCCAGGAUGGCAACCGUCGCAAUCCCCGACACGACCAUCGACGACCUGGCAAAGGGCGCGCCGAGAAGGGACGUGGUGAAUUCGGCCGUCAGAAGGGCGACAAGCGCAAGAAGAACGACGAGUACAAGGAGUACAAGCGCCGCAAGCUGAACAAGCAGGGCGAUUCUGCGGAUGGCGAGUCUAGCAACAACCCCUUCUCCAAGGAGGAGAUUGCUGCCGAAGAGCGACGACCGAAGCGAAAGGUCGCUGUCAUGAUUGGAUACGCGGGCACUGGCUACAAGGGCAUGCAGGUGAACGGCAACGAGAAGACCAUCGAGGCCGACCUGUUCAAGGCCUUUGUUGCUGCUGGUGCUAUUUCAAAGGCCAACGCCGACGACCCCAAGAAGUCGAGUCUUGUGCGAUGCGCCCGAACCGACAAGGGCGUGCACGCUGCCGGCAAUGUCAUCAGUCUGAAGCUCAUCAUUGAAGACGAGGAUAUUAUCGACAAGAUCAACGCCGAGUUGCCAGAGCAGAUCCGUAUCUGGGGUAUUCAGAGGACGAAUAAUGCCUUCAGUUGUUACCAGACCUGCGAUUCGCGAUGGUAUGAGUAUCUCAUGCCCAGCUACUGUCUUCUGCCACCUCACCCCGAGACCUUCUUGGGCCGAAAGCUCACUGAGUUGGCCAAGGAGCAUGGCGUGGAGGAUGAACUGGCUGCUAGUAUGGAGGAUGUCAAGGACUUCUGGUCCGAGGUUGAGGAGAAGGAGAUCAAGCCUAUCCUCGCGAGACUUGACCCCGAGACCAAGGCCGCUGUGAUGGAGAGGAUGCACGUUGCAGAGGAGGCAGAACCCGAAGCAGACAAGGAGCCCACAAAGGCUGAGGAGGGUGCAGCUGCCGAGGAGAAGCCCGCCACUGAAGCCCCUGCGGCAGAAACCGCUGCAGAGACUACCGCAGAGACUACCGAAGCAGCUACCGACCCCGAUGCUAUGCAGACCGACAGUAUUCUGGAAAGCCACAAACCUAAGAACCGUGAGCUUGGUCCAGUUGACUUCGCUCUUCGAGAUAUCAAGGCGGCGUAUGUUGCCGCGAAACGACGAUACCGUAUCAGCACCGGGCGUCUGGAACGUCUCCAGGAGGCCCUCAACAAGUACAACGGCACGCGCAACUUCCACAACUACACCGUUCAAAAGUCCUACUUUGACGCCUCCGCGAAGCGACACAUCAAGUCUUUCGUGGUCAACCCCAAGCCGAUCAUCAUCAACAAUACCGAGUGGCUGUCUCUCAAGGUCCACGGACAGAGCUUCAUGAUGCACCAGAUCCGCAAGAUGGUCGGUCUGGCAAGUCUGAUCGUCCGCUGUGGCACACCCCUGAAGCGCAUGGACGAGAGCUACCAGAACCAGAAGAUGGCGAUCCCCAAGGCUCCCGGCUUGGGUCUAUUGCUCGAGCGCCCCGUGUUCCACAACUACAACCGCAAGGCGACUGAGUCACUCGGAAGGGAAGCGAUCGACUUUGGAAACUACGAGGAGAAGAUCCAGGAGUUCAAGGAUAAGCAGAUUUACACACGCAUCUUUAGCGUAGAGGAGAAGGAGAACUCGUUCCACAUGUUCUUCAACCAGAUCGACCAGUUCAAGACAAACCACUUCCUGUGGCUGACGGCUGGUGGCAUGAAGGCUGCUGAGAUCGCCAGGAAUACGACCGGCGAGAAGGUGCAGCAGGAUGUCGACAAGCAGCUGGGUGAUGAGGAUGAGGACCCUGAGGGCGGAGAGGGUUAA
Messenger RNA from Fusarium vanettenii 77-13-4, 1851 nucleotides. RefSeq lists its product as uncharacterized. Gene Ontology annotation, molecular function: pseudouridine synthase activity; RNA binding. Gene Ontology annotation, biological process: tRNA pseudouridine synthesis; mRNA pseudouridine synthesis. The transcript is spliced from 3 exons. Gene Ontology annotation, cellular component: nucleus. Bases 1 to 1851 code for a protein of 616 amino acids. The record is from RefSeq and is a predicted model, not a curated record. Lineage: Eukaryota; Fungi; Ascomycota; Sordariomycetes; Hypocreales; Nectriaceae.